Molecule: messenger RNA, 342 nt
Organism: Miscanthus lutarioriparius
Lineage: Eukaryota; Viridiplantae; Streptophyta; Magnoliopsida; Poales; Poaceae
Source: the annotation of a GenBank genome assembly
AUGUGUGAUGUGUCCAUGUUUAGCUAUGGCUCUCACCUACCUUCCUCUUUGAUUUUGAACAUGAACUGCAGCGCUCAGUUGAUGGCCUCACCCGGAGCAGCAGCACCGGCCGAGUUCACGCAAAUGGAAGCCGCGCGGCAGUCCCUCAUCGCGAUCUCCCAGUCGAUCCCGGAGAUCGGGGCGCCCGUCAUCAGGCCGCCCAACGGCGGCGGCAGCGGCAUGGAUGAGAACGGGCACGAGGACGUGGCGGAGCAGAGGUACAGGGCGAAGCUCAUCUCCAUCUCCAACCAGUCGCCCGACGCCCGUCCUACGCCGUGCCCUUCCAAGAACGGCGCCGCCUAA